Messenger RNA from Phytophthora infestans T30-4, 783 nucleotides. RefSeq lists its product as uncharacterized. Bases 1 to 783 code for a protein of 260 amino acids. The record is from RefSeq and is a predicted model, not a curated record. Lineage: Eukaryota; Oomycota; Peronosporomycetes; Peronosporales; Peronosporaceae. The transcript has 2 exons.
AUGAUGUUCAGCAAGACAAUCUGUGCGCUGUGUGCGGCGGCUGUGGCGCUCUCGGCUAGUGCAGUGGACGCGUCUACCGAGGUGGCGCAGACGUACGGGCGUCUGCACCAGAACCACGACGGGUAUGGCAAGAACGCAGCUACGACAAGCGCGACGCAUACGGCAAUCGGAACGUCUACGCAGAAUGGCUAUCGCAACAACGACGACUAUGGCAGGCGUGACGGGUACGGCGGCGCGGCGGUGGGUAUCAACGCCGCCGCGGGGCUCCAAGCUGGCGCAGGUGUGGGUGCCAGAGGCUACGGCAGAGCUGGCGUCGGACUCAAUGCGGGUGCUGGCUUAAACGCUGGUGCUGGUCUCAACGCUGGAGCGGGACUGAAUGCCGGUGCCGGACUCAACGCCGGUGCCGGUCUCAAGGCUGUAGCGGGACUGAAUGCCGGUGCCGGACUCAACGCCGGCGCGGGACUCAGGGCUGGAGCGGGACUCAACGCAGGUGCAAGAGUCAAGACUGGUGCGGGAAUCAACGCCGGUGCCGGUCUCAACGCUAGAGCGGGACUGAAUGCCGGUGCCGGUCUCAACGCUGGAGCGGGAAUCAACGCAGGUGCAGGAGUCAAGGCUCUGCAACUCAGGGCGAGGGGUGCCGGUCUCAAGGCUGGAGCGGGCCUCAACGCUGGUGCAGGUCUUAGCGCUGGUGCGGGACUGAGCGCAGGUGUGGGUGGAAACUCUGCCGGCAAGGCUUACGGAGGAUACUCCAAGCCUGGCGCCUACCGCCACUUGCGCGCGUAA